GGGGAGAGAGAGAGCGAGGAGCAAGCAGAAGAGAAAGCGAGCGAAGAGCAAGCAGAGGAGAGAGCACGGGAGAGAGGGAGAGAGCAGCAAGCAGAGGAGAAAGCGAGCGAGGAGCAAGCAGGGGAGAGAGCGAGCGAGGAGCAAGCAGAAGAGAGAGCAGCAAGCAGAGGAGAGAGAGAGCGAGGAGCAAGCAGAAGAGAAAGCGAGCGAGGAGCAAGCAGGGGAGAGAGCGAGCGAAGAGCAAGCAGAGGAGAGAGCACAGAGCAGCAAGCAGAGGAGAGAGCGAGCGAGGAGCAAGCAGCAGAGGAGAGAGGGAGAGAGCAGCAAGCAGGGGAGAGAGCGAGCGAGGAGCAAGCAGAG
Molecule: messenger RNA, 360 nt
Organism: Gopherus evgoodei (Goodes thornscrub tortoise)
Lineage: Eukaryota; Metazoa; Chordata; Testudines; Testudinidae
Product: cilia- and flagella-associated protein 251-like
Exons: 4
Source: RefSeq, a predicted model, not a curated record